AUGACACGACAAGAGCUCACGAUGAUUAUUGCACAGUCAGUUUCUGCUUUCAAGCCUCUCAAUAUCAUCGAGGAGGAGGACGUAGAGAGCGAAGAGGAAAUCGACGAUAGCAAGGAGCUUCAGAUUGAGGAAGCUUUGAAACUCUAUCAGAGUGCUCUUAAGCUCCAUUCCCAGGGCCCCGGAUUCUUUGACGAAGCGGCGGCUACUUACCAGGAGCUUUUUAAGUCUGAGAUCUUCACUUAUCCAGAGGCUCUGUCUGAAUCUGCUUGGUUGGAACUGUAUGGUGGCGCAGAUGCUGAUGAUGAGCUCGAGGAUCUGCCCGAUGACCUUGAUGGCGUUGUCCCCAGCACAGACGGCACGCCAAGCUCACUACCACAAAUCUUGUAUCUAGCUCACAAAAACUACGGACAGUUUCAACUUGAUCAAAUCAGAUACCGCCUUUCCCGGAUCGAAAACAACCUUCAACUCCUGGAUGAUUCUCAAACAAACAAAGACAUCAAUUCUACCGCUGUCACCGGGCUCGAGAACCUUGCUGAAGCACUCGAGAAAGAUGAUACUGACUUGGAGCUUUGGCGACGAGUCGCUCGCCUCAGUGAAUAUCUUGGCAGUCGUAGAGCAGCAAGAUAUUGCCUGGAGUCUGUAGUCAACGAUGGACACGGUCCACAAAACACGCGAGAUUCCUUUGAGCUAGAGGAGAGGUUUGCUGCGGAACAACUUGAACUACUGUUACCGAAACUGGGAGAGACGUAUCCCGAAAGUCAUUCCCAAGGUAGUGUCGGGCGCAGAAAGGCAUUGGCUCCCCAGCUGAGACAGCAAAUUGACCCUUGUCCGUACUUACCUAGUAAUCACCUGCCUCGUCUCAUAGACCAAUACGAUCACAGAGCGAAGGAUGUAAAGAUCGUAGUACCGAGCCAAAGCUGGACUGCUAUCGGCAAAGCUAUUCUCUUUCAGAUGCAACAAGAGUCACUGGGUGACGUUAUUGUCGAAUCUGGUGCAAUAUAUAGGCUUGAGUUGCCGGGAUUCUCCAAGAUAUCCUCAAAAGCAUCUCCAACUCCUGUGGUAGAAGGACAAAAUGCGAUGACUCAGCCUACGCCUAUUCACCAACGGAGUCCUCCUGCGACAAUGCUGGUAGAUGAUGAUCACAUUAAGGCAGUAUCUCCUACAAGAGUUUCUAAGGACGAAGAGGACGCCGAGGUCAUUGUGUCUGAGCCCCCUUCAGCUGGUAUUGAAGGCGGGUUUAAUCAAGAAAGCGCUACCGAUGGCACUCUUGUACAAGUUGUUCCGAAAUCACCAGUCCUUAUUGGACCCGUUUCGCUCCCAACACGCAAGAGAUCAUCUGAUGAUGCAGAGAUCAACGACGCGAACGAUGCCAUCAGAUCUCGAAGCAAGCGUCUCAAGGCAAGAACGGAUUCGACCACAGUGAGGGGAGAGUCUGCCGAAGACUGGGCAAAGUGGUAUCACUCUCAACUCCAGAUGUAUGUCAAAGCUGAUGACCUGGCAUUUCAAUCUGUGGACACUCCACUCGCGAGACUUAAUUGCACUGGCAUCGGGUCAACCGAGCAAUUCAUGCAGAAUUUAUCACCAUCCCCUAAUCCAGCCCAAGCUGGUUUACAAUACCCUGAAGCAAGCGCCCUGCGGGCGCUUCGCAGGUUGCUUGACUCGUGGGAUCUAUCAAAAAGUCGUGCUUUCCUAUCUGGUGGCGGACUACAGGAUCCCACUAAAGGCUCCCAGGUCCUAGGUCUCACGACUUUCUUGGAGCACUCCAUGCGGGACACCCAACAGCAUAGCCGCCAGACACCGCUGCAAGAUGAUCACGAGUUGACUGCAUGUGUGGACACAAUCAACGAAAGCUCUGCAGACGGACUCGAUAAUCUAGCUCUCGGUUGGCUGGUGCAGCUUCUGACAUCGAAGGACUCUACAGGAUAUAACUCAAUCUAUAUAACUCACGUGUGGCCCGACGCACUCAAAGAGACUAUCGUCCAACUACUCAUACAGUCUGAUGAGUUCAUUUACGGCAUUUUGAACGAACUUGUAGAAAGCGCAGAUCAUCAGUUGAUACAAUCUAUAUUUGAGCUACAUCUGGACAUAUAUGGGCGAAUCACAAAUCCAAGCAGUGUUGUCGACGAUACAACUCGUACAUUUCAGCGUGACAGACUCUGUCGAUGGGCCUCUCUCGCUAGUACUAUCGUCCACAGCGUACCGGAAAGGGGGGACGCAAUCGCGGACCCGCUUACUGCCCGGUUCCUUUGGUCUAUGAUUGUGUGCAACAAUUUACUUGAGCCAACGCUCAGAGAGGAUACUGUGGCCUGCUACCGAGAUCUCAUCAAAACAUUUCGGGAAGUGGCGCGGGGCGACGUGGAACCCUUGACGAUAGGACUAGUCAACAAUGCUUUGAUGCCAGAGAUAUCAAUUGCCGCAGCUGAAAGAGAAAUUGCCCGACUGACUACGAUGGAUUUCUUCACGAGUAUAUUCAGCUCCGAGGAUGAGCAUGCUCUCACAGUGAUUGAGAAGUUAGAGCCGUUCCUUGUCUUGACCACCGGUCGGAAUAGCCAAGGAGAUGAUCCAAGCACACCAGAGGAAGAAAGCAAUGCACCUGACACAUUUUUACAAGCACUUCGCUUUCUAGAUCAAGCGAGCGUCUCUUUGAAAUUGUUCUUGUGGCAGAAACUCCGGGAUGCCUACGGUGUCAUCAAUUAUCCGCCGAUGAUAUUGGCUUGUAACCUCCGAAGCAUGAGCUUGAUCGUCCAGCACUUGAGCUCAGACAUGUACUCCGGGACCGUUCGUCAGGCGAACGCAGAAUCUUACCUUCAAUGGUUGCACAAGCUCGACGAGCUGCUUACGCAGGUUGUAGCAGUCAUGUUGACUGAUGCAAAAGCUUUCGAUUGUAUCGAUUAUGAUCACUUGCUAUCGAUGUUGACUACUGGCGCCUCAUUUCUCAAGAUCCUCCACGUGUAUGCCAUGUGGGAAGACUCCAUUAGGGUCGGCCAAAUCAUUGCUCCAGUGCAACCUACACCAACAGCUGCCAGACAACAGCUCAAGUCUGCUGAGAAAUUUCGAGACAUGAUCGUGAAAGCGUGGACUUUACAGUACCUACUGUUGAGAGAGGCCACGGUCCAGAAUCGUAGCGUCUUUGAUCAGCCAGAUGAGGCCCUCUUGAGCUACCUGAAAACCGUACACUACGCCUUGGGCCUAAAGAAUUAUUGUAGCCUUGCGAAUAAAAUGCUACUAAAACUCGCAAAGUCCGAGAUGUUGAGAAUGAGGCCAAGCGCAGGCUGGGAUAGUGAUCUGCCACAGAUCAUAUUCGACCUCCAUGGUUUGAGAAUAUCCACCAGUAAUGAAGACAUCCAAGACCACAGCUGCGAAGGGACAGAUAUUGACAGAAAUACCGCUUGCGAGCUCCUUGACAUGGUCUUGUUACAAGUAAAUCGUAUCAGUAUGAAAGAGUUCCUUCGAAGUGAUCUAAGAUUCGCUGUGGACAAGCUACAACAAAAGAUCAAAGUACCAAACAUACUGAAUGCCGUUGUCCGGUCAUUCAACAUGAAGAUUGUUAAAAGAUAUCUUUCAUCUGCCAUCAACCCCAUUGACCUCUUCAGGUCACUACGCGGCAUUGGUGAUCUAUGCUGCACGGCAUCUAAGCCUGAGGGAUGGGAGCUUGCCGAGAAAGGGUGGUAUUUCCUCUUAGGCCUCAUUGCUCUUAGCAAAUUUCGCUUCCAGAAAAGAACCUCAGCUGUUUCUACGGAGGAUCUGCAAAACGCAAUCAUGUACUUCAAGCUUGACCUUGAAUAUGGCACGGAAAAGUGGGAAACAUGGUAUAGGCUGGGCCAGGUAUAUGAUACACUUUUGGAUGAACAGACCACGUGGUCGGCAGACAAGCUGGAGAACGAUCAGUCAAGUCUUGUGGAGUUUCAACGACAAGCUAUACUAUGUUAUAUCAUGGCCGUUGCCAAUGCAAAUCGACUUGAGGACCCAUCCUUUGAAGACUCAGCUAAGAUCGCUGAUCUAUACAAGGAUUUUGGCAUCCGCUUGUUUGCUUCGACGCGGGAGCCAUUCUCUAUGCGCGUAUUUGCGUUGGAUGAAUUCGAGCGGCCAUAUAGCAGUCGAAUGGAGAACAUGGGCAUGUAUCAAAAACAGCCUUUCACGCCACUGAAUCUUUACUCCGCCUGGAAAUUUGCAAGUGCGCUGCUUCGAAAGGCAAGCUUGCAAAAGGCCGACGACUGGACUACCUUAUACGCUCUUGGAAAGGUUCUCUGGAAGAUGCACAGUUCUCAUGAUGCUGUCUUGGGUAGCGCAAAACGCAUUCCGUACCGAAAUGUUACCAACGUGUUUGUUCAGGCUGUUCGAUGCGUUCCUGAGAGGAAAGACAUUAAACAUCCAGACAAAGAUCCGAUUCUUGAGCCCCACUACAAACUCCUUUCAGUCACGCACAAGCUUAUUCGCCAAGGUGUUUGUUCAGUCCAGGAUGGGUGCCGAAUUGUCAAGGCAAGCUCCUACGCUCAGAAAGUGCCGGAAGUUGAAGAUCCGGAUGAGUGGCUCGAGUUCAUGUUUGAGGUACUGAAGGCGUUAAGGUCUGCUGACAAGUCUAACUGGCACCAUCGUAUGGCAUACAGAGCCGCUAUGACCAUCUUCGAGACGGACCCGAAUGACCCUCGAUCAUGGCUAGGAGCAAAACAUGAGCUGAUGCAGCAGAUUUUCACCAAGACGAUGACUUACCAGGUCUGGAAGCCCGAGAACGAGCGAUCCGGAAGACACUUUGUCUACACAGGUCGCUAUGUACAGUUCAUCAUGCAGCUACAGUUCAAUUUAAGAGACAAGGAAGGGAUUGAGGCUCUUGCGAAGAAAGUUCGCAAGAAGAGCGGUGACUUCAUCAACCACGCUGCUAUUUGGCAAGAUCUUGGUAAUGCCUACCUUUCACUAUUACGGCACCGCGUGGAGGAGCAAAUACGGUUCCCGACUACAGAUUUCGAAGCCAACACUCUUCUUAAGAUGGAUCCGCAAGGGUUCCAAGCAAACGCAGCUAGGAUAGAGGCCUGGAUCAACAGUUCAGCGGACCAGUGCCGACAGCUUGAUAUCAUGCGAGACUGUUUUGAGUUCAAGAAGCUGAAUCUCGGCCUACUCGACGUCAAGGUAAUCGAACUACUAAUCGCAGACAUUUACGCCGUCAUCUACGAGCAAAAUGCAGAGAGGCUCAAAUACGAGGAGAAAGAGCAAGAAAACCGCGUCCGCAUGCGCAUGGACAACAUCCUCAGCAACGAAACCCCCGAGGGCUCCUCCGCCAAUGCACCCAUAGACCUGAAUGGUAACGCAACACCAACAACGACAACACAAGAGCCUGCGCCACCAAAGCGCCGAGUCAAUAUCAUCACGCACCGCGAAGUCCUACGCAAAGCCGAAGCAUUGAUGACCAAACCUCCACCCAUCGCCACACCCAAGCCUGCAGCCAAGACGCUCCCCGCAAUGGCAGAAGCCAACGGAAAGUCGCCCAGUAUUGCUGUUCUCGUGCCACCGCCCGACGCGGAUAAGGAGAUCAUCAGCGUGCCAGAUUCGCCUCAAAGCGUUCAUGACAGCGCUGAUGACGAGAGCGAGCUCAGCGAGGUUGAUGAGGAUGACGAUACGAUAUCCGGGGGCGAUGAGCAGCCUGAGGAGAACAAGCAGCGGCCUAUGUUCCCGAAUCUUGCGAAUGAUGAGAAUGAGGGGUUCGGAAAUGGUGGGGGGGAUGAGGUUGAGCGGUAUGCGGAGGAGCUUGAUCGGGCUGGUGAUGCGAGUGAGGGUGGAAGGGAGGAUAGUGAGAGCCCGGAGAUGGAGUUUGUGAUUGAGGAGAAGGGGGAGGGGCCGGGGGCGGGGCAGGCUGUGGGGAACAAUUGGGGCGGGGAGGUAAAUCCGGAGGCGAGGAAGGCGGCUGAGCCGGAUAUUGAAAUGGAAGUAGAGGGAGAACGAGCAGAUAAUAUGGAGAUGUGA
Molecule: messenger RNA, 5955 nt
Organism: Bacidia gigantensis
Lineage: Eukaryota; Fungi; Ascomycota; Lecanoromycetes; Lecanorales; Ramalinaceae
Exons: 3
Coding region: 1-5955 (1984 amino acids)
Biological process (GO): chromatin organization
Cellular component (GO): nucleus; HIR complex
Molecular function (GO): nucleosome binding
Source: RefSeq, a predicted model, not a curated record